This is a messenger RNA of Prorocentrum cordatum, 1950 nucleotides long. Lineage: Eukaryota; Dinophyceae; Prorocentrales; Prorocentraceae. The record is from the annotation of a GenBank genome assembly.
AUGGCGCAGCGGGAGCGCAGGGCCCCCGAGGUCAUCGCUGGCGGCUACUUCGACCAGGCGGAGAUCGUGAACCAGACGGAGGGCCUGCAGGACUUCCGCCGCAACCAGGAGGGCCACCUCAUCAUCGCGGAUGACCGGCCUCUCCUGGUCAUGUCGUUCGGCACCAAGUUCUCGGGGGCAAACCCGAGCAAGUACCGGAUCGAGGGGAAGUACGACAUCCCCGUGGGCUACAAGGUGAUCAUCAAGUGGGAUGAGGACGAGAUCGUGUUCAUGACUCGGCAGGGCACCUUCGGUCCCGAGUUCCAGAUCGUGUACCUCCCCAAGAGUCCAGUGGAUUUCACCAUGUUCGAGUGGAACGGUAAUAUAGCCGAGAUCUGGGAUCAGUUUCUGAACGUGAUCGAAGUCAAGCAGGAUAGGGACACCAGCAUGUUCAACCAGGGCCCUUGGCGCACGUUCGGCGUGACCAGGGAUGAGGUUCAGAUCGCCAUCAAGCAGGGUACUGACAGCAAGACGAUCGUGGACGGGAUCCUGUACUGCUCGGACGGCCAGAACCCCAACCUGCAGGAGCACAGGAGGUACCUCAACUUCGACCCCGCAACGGACGAGAACUACGUGUGGAUCUGCCAGGCCUUCAAGGACGAGCCCAAGCCCGCGAACUUUUUCCAGUACGUGAAGGACGGGAUGGUGUACUGGGUCGACGCGAACACCCAGGAGGCGACGUGGAAGCACCCCCACUACGACAAGUACAGGCGCAUGCUGCAGGUGGCGAGGAUCCAGAAGCCCCAGCCCCACUGGAAGUCGAUCAUGGCCUUCCGCAUCGAGUUCCUCCUCGCCAGCUGCUUCACCCCGGACCACGAGGCCAGCGGCGAGAUGCCGCUGGUCGAGACGGUGGAGAACGUGAUCGAGAUGGCCCGGAUCUUCGGCGUGGACUGCAAGAACGAGCCCUACCUGGUCCACGUCUUGAAACGCGCGCUUCGCCACUACGCGAACGCGGUCAGGGAGAAGCGCAAGGUCAAAGAUGUUGAGGACUUCCGCAACCUGAUGCAGCGAUACCGCGACUUGGUCGGCACCUUUGAGCUCGCCAGGGAAGAAGAGGCAAGGCGGAUCGAAGUGAUGAAGCUGUGUGUGCAGUGCAACGAGAGAGACGCCGUCCUCUUCUGCGACCAGUGCAAGGACUUCUUCUGCCAGGGCUGCUUCGACAGGAUGCACGCCAGGGGCCGCAGGCAGAACCACCGCCGGACGUGGGUGGAGAUGGGCAUGUGCGCCGAGUGCCAGGAGAGCAUCGCCCUGUUCCACUGCGUGCAGUGCGCGGACCUGUACUGCAAGGACUGCUACAAGGAUUGGCACAUCCGCGGCGGACGCAGGUCGGGUAGGCAUCCCGAGACCAGCCACACCGAACUGAACGGCGAGGGAGAGACGCACCCGCUGCCGAGCCACGCCGCCAUGGGCCCGCAGGCGCGGAGCCCCUGGUUUAGCUUCGUCGACGAGAACGGCGUCCAGCUCUUCUACAACAUACAGACCGCCCAGUCCAGGCGCGACAUGCCGCUGGACAUCAUCAACGACCCCAUCGAGGACGGCACGGGCGGCGGCCUCGGCGGCGGCUGGGCGGGCACCUGGGGCGGCAACAUGUUCCCGGACCCCCUGGACUCCAGGCCACGCCCGCGGGCCGCCGCGGCGGCGCCACCGCCGUCGUCGAGGUCGCAUCAGGGUCGCCUCGAGGGUUUUUUUUUUGGGGGGGGGGCGGAGUCGUCGGGGAGAGGGGGGGGGUGCGCCGGAGGGGGGGAGGAGGAGGAGACGGAGGAGGAACAGGAGGAGGAGGAGGAGCAGGAGGAUGGAAGGCAGACGAGGAGGAGGAGGAGGAGGAGGAGGAGGAGGAGGAGGAGGAGGAGGAGCAUUAUGGUCGUGAGGAUGCUAGUGGUAUGUUCAAUAAGAUGUACUGCCGUACGCUAA